Messenger RNA from Torulaspora globosa, 1440 nucleotides. RefSeq names its product mitofusin complex protein UGO1 (gene UGO1). The record is from RefSeq and is a predicted model, not a curated record. The transcript has a single exon. The coding region runs from base 1 to 1440 and encodes 479 amino acids. NCBI's taxonomy places the organism in Eukaryota, Fungi, Ascomycota, Saccharomycetes, Saccharomycetales, Saccharomycetaceae.
AUGGAUGGACCAGGUAAUAGAUCACAGAUAAGGCCAUACUAUGAUCCUGACACCUUCAACGCUGGUUAUUCCGCGGUUUUUAAAGCAGAUGAAGGAGUGGUGGACACCAGCGGUCACUCAAUUGCUUCGAAACUUAGCAUAGUGCAAUCUGCUGGCAAGGGGGUGCGUAGUCGUCUACUUGGCGAAGGGAAAUGCUCAAAUGGAGGUGCGCUGUCCGGUGGGAAACGUUUGCUGUCGAAGGGGCUCGGUGGGGAUAACAGUGAUACGCCCAAGAGUGUCUCGGAUAUGGAGUGGAUCGAUUUUUUGAACCUCAAGGCAUGGAAGAAAGUUCUGGCACAGUUGUUAGACCAAUUUCUGAGGAGAUACGCGCGCCAUCUUGUUCAACAGCCGUUCGAGGUUGCGAGGUGCCUGCAGCAAGUGGGAGACUUUAGCGUUCCGAGUACGCCAGACAUACCUGUGCCCGUUGAGCUACGAGACGAAGAGGAUGAAGACGAGAAUGCGGAAAUUGAUUUCUUUCCCAGUACAAACGAGCAAGAAGUGCUGCCUCACUUGGAAACCAAUGAGAUAGACAAAUCCUUAGUCAAGGAAGCACACAGCGGUGUCGACAGCUCCUACACUAGUAACUUAGUCCUCCGUCCGGAGUCAAAUCACACGGUCGACAUUCUGAAUUGUCUUAUGGACAGUGAAGGUGUCAGGGGACUGUGGAAGGCCAACAACACAACGUUCAUCUAUAAUUUCCUUUCAGUAACGCUGGAUGCGUGGUUUACAGGGCUAAUAUCGCCGUUCCUAGGGAUUCCAGAUCCAUACUUCAUGGACAUAAUCCAUUCGCCAGAUGUGAAAUCCUCGAUCCUUCUAACUUUCGCGGCGAAUGCGCUAACCAAGAUGGUGCUGCUGCCGCUAGAUAUCAUAAGAACGCGGUUCAUCGUUACGUCGCUACAAAGGGGCAGCAAGCCCAUCAGGUCUCUGAGAAGGCUGAUACGCCGCUGGUCCUGGCGUUCCGAUGCCGUGAGCAUUCCACUUGACAUGUGGGUGCUGACCACUCUGCAGUCACUGGUCACUUUGACGUUCAACAAGGCGUUUGAGGUGCUCAUAUACCACCAGUGGAACGUCGAGAGGCAUUCACAGGCCAGGUGGUACCAUUCUCUAACAUUUGCUUCCCAAACAGUCGAGCUAUUUAUCAAACUGCCGCUAGAGAACCUGCUGCGCCGCUCCCAGGUGAACUACCUCGUCAACAACAAGCGCAAUCCUUGGGCCAUCGAGAGCGAAGAUCUGAUAGUGACGCCCGUAGGCUACCCCGGAGUGUGGCGCUCAAUCAGGAACAAGAGAUACUCUGCAGGGCUCUGGAACGGCUGGAGAGUCGGGUUGAUGAGUCUGUUCUGCGGCUACGGAUUCGAGAUAAUGAACACCGACUCUGUAGACCUGGAACAGGAAAAGUUCUGA